This is a messenger RNA of Alligator sinensis (Chinese alligator), 733 nucleotides long. Its product is annotated as craniofacial development protein 2-like. The coding region runs from base 1 to 369 and encodes 122 amino acids. The record is from RefSeq and is a predicted model, not a curated record. The transcript is spliced from 2 exons. Lineage: Eukaryota; Metazoa; Chordata; Crocodylia; Alligatoridae.
AUGGACAACACAUCUCUAAGAACCACAGUUACCAUAAGAAAAAAAACAUCCAAAGAGAGGACCAUCAUCCUGGGCGAUUUUAAUGAAAGAGUUGGCAAUGACAAUCUAGCAUGGAAAGGCGCACUUGGAAGACAUGGAUUGGGAAACUGUAAUGACAAUGGACGCUUGCUUCUGGAAUUCUGUGCAGAAAUGCAAGUGACAAUAACCAAAACCCAGUUCCAGCAGAAAAACCAUUAUAAGACCUUUUGGAUGCAUCCCCGCUCCAGACAUUGGCACCUGAUAGAUUACAUCUCGGUGCAUCAGCAUGAUCUUGGGAAUGUCCUGCACACUAGAGUCAUGCCUAGUGCUGACUACUAUACUGACAACUGACUUUUUCACUCAAAGUUGUCCUCCCACUUCAAAGCCUCAGCCCAAGCACAGAAGUAACCCCCCAAAGAAAUAUGAUGUUUUGAAGCUUCAAAAUCAAUCUUGCCAACAAAAAUUUCAAAGAAGUCAAAGCUUGAAAGCCAAAUCCAUGUUGCAGACACCUCACUCGAUUGACUCUGGGAACACAUCAAGUCAGUAGUCUUGGAGACCACCAAGGAGAUUGUUGGGCUCAGUACUAAGAGAUACCGGGACUGGUUUGAUGAAAAUGACAGACAUCCAAGCCCUGCUCACAAAAGAGGACCACUCAUCAAGCCCUUCUAGCACAGCCAACUAGCCAAGAGAGAAAGGCAGCUUACUGCCAGGCAUG